Messenger RNA from Colletotrichum aenigma, 135 nucleotides. RefSeq lists its product as uncharacterized. The record is from RefSeq and is a predicted model, not a curated record. The transcript has 2 exons. NCBI's taxonomy places the organism in Eukaryota, Fungi, Ascomycota, Sordariomycetes, Glomerellales, Glomerellaceae. The coding region runs from base 1 to 135 and encodes 44 amino acids.
AUGCAGCUCUCGAACACAAUCCUCGCAGCGUUCACUGCGGCCCUCGCCACGUUCAGCACAGGUGUGAACGCCAGAUGUGGACCCCGGAACGGUCUAUGCAGCGGAGAGCUCAGCUUCAGAUGCUUGGAUCAUUAG